AACAACAAGCCAUAGCCAUUCAUUCAUUCAUUCAGGAAAAGGAAAAGGAAAAGGAAAAGGGGCAGAGAGCCAAAUGAUAUGAAUAUGAUGCGCCAGCUUUUGAAGAAGCAAGCCAAGACUAGUCCACUUUUCCUGGCUCGAUCUUUGAGUUCCUCCUCGUCCCACUCAUUUGGCAAGCCAUUCUUUGCUCCCCAAAACUACUACUACUCCAUCCCACCAUCCAAGACUCACCUCUAUUCAUCCUUCUUUUGCACCCUUAUACACCUCUACUUGGCCUGCGGCAGAUUCCCCGAUGCUUCCCACGCCUUCUUCUCUAUGCGAAGUCAUGGCCUCGUUCCUGUUCUGCCUCUUUGGAAUCGGCUUCUUCACCAUUUCAGUGCCUCUGGUUUGUCUUCUCAGGUAUCCCUUCUCUACUCUGAGAUGCUCUCCUGUGGGGUUGUGCCUAGUCUUUUCACCCGCAACAUAUUGAUUCACUCUUUCUGCAAAGUCGGAAACUUGAGUCUGGCACUGCAUUUCUUAAGAAAUAAUACUCAAAUUGAUACUGUUUCCUAUAACACUCUCAUUUGGGGCUUCUCCCAACAAGGAAUGCCUUAUCAAGCUUUUGGAUUUUUGUCUCAAAUGCUGCGGAGGGCUAUAUUCAUAGAUUCUUAUACUUGCAAUUUACUAGUUAACGGGUUUUGCCGAAUUGGCCUAGUAGACUAUGCAGAAUGGGUUAUGGACAAUUUGGUCAGUGGUGGAAUUACUCAGGAUGUUGUAGGUUUUAACACCUUGAUUGCUGGAUAUUGCAAAGCUGGACAAGUUAGCCGUGCACUCGAGUUAAUUGAGAGAAUGGAGAGGGAUGGUCUUCUUCCUGAUACUGUUACUUAUAAUACUCUUGUUCAUGGGUUUUGUCACGUGGGGGAUUUUGUAAAUGCCAAGAGUACAAUACAUAACAUUUUGACAUCUCAAGGAAACGAAGACGGCCCUCAUAAUGAGAGAGACCGUGAUCAGAACUGGACUGGCAGUAUGAAUUUUAGACCAAAUGUUAUAACUCUCACCACUCUCAUUAGCGCUUACAGUAAGCAUCAAGGACUUGAAGAGGCUCUUUCUCUGUAUGAGGAAAUGGUUAUGAAUGGCAUUUUCCCGGAUGUUGUUACUUAUAGCUCCAUUAUAUAUGGUCUUUGCAAGCAUGGGAGGCUGUCAGAAGCCAAAGUGCUCUUAAGGGAGAUAGAGAAAAUGGGUGUAAAUCCUAAUAAUGUCUCCUUCACUACCCUCGUGGAUUCUUUGUUUAAGGCAGGCUCUUCUAGGGAAGCUCUCAUCCUUCAAGGCCAAAUGGUGGUUCGCGGCCUAGUUUUUGAUUUAGUAAUUUGCACUGCUUUGAUGGCUGGACUGUUUAAAGUUGGUAAAGUCGGCGAGGCUAAGGACCUGUUUCGAACAAUUUCAAAUCUCAGCUUAGUUCCAAACUGUAUCACCUAUUCUGCUUUGAUAAAUGGGCAUUGCAAUUCAGGAGACAUGGGCGGUGCAGAAGCAAUACUUAGAGAAAUGGAAGAUAAACAUGUUUUCCCCAAUAUUAUCACUUAUUCUUCUCUCAUAAAGGGUUAUAUGAAGAAAGGAAUGAUUGGUGAUGCUAUUGGUUUAUUGAGGAAGAUGGUGCAAAAAAAUGUAUUGCCAAAUGUUUUUGUGUAUGCAAUACUAAUUGAUGGGUGUUUUAAGGCAGGUAAACAGGAAUUUGCCCUUGAUCUCUACAAUGAAAUGAAAAUUAGAGGAUUGGAGGACAACAGUUUCAUAUUUGAUGCUUUUGUGAACAACAUGAAAAAGUGCAGACGGAUGGAACAAGCUGAGGGAUUAAUUAUGGAUAUGACUUCUGAGGGCUUGUUUCUUGACCGUGUUAACUACACAUCUCUGAUGGAUGGCUUCUUUAAAGUGGGAAAAGAGUCAAUUGCUCUCAACUUGUUCCAAGAAAUGGUGGAGAAAAAUAUAGGGUUUGAUGUUGUUUCAUACAAUGUCUUGAUAAAUGGUCUGUUGCGGCUUGGGAAAUAUGAAGUCAAAUCUGUCUAUACUGGAAUGAGAGAGUUGGGAGUGGCUCCCGACUGUGUCACGUACAAUACCCUGAUUAUUGCAUUCUGCAGAGAGGGUGACACUGAAAAUGCUUUUGAACUUUGGAAUGAGAUGAAGGGUCAAGGGUUCAUUUUAAAUUCAUUCACUUGUAACAUUCUGAUAGGAGGGCUUUGUGAAGAAGAUAAGAUUGAAAAAGCAAUGGAUGUCUUAAAUGAAAUGGUGGCUGUGGGUUCUCUCCCUACCUCAGUUACUCAUAGGCUUCUGCUUGAUGCUUCUUCAAAGAGUAGAAGAGUAGAUCCAAUUUUGCAAAUGCAUCAGAAGCUUGUAAGUAUGGGGCUUGACCUCGAUCAUGAUGUUUAUAAUAAUCUCAUCACUAUCUUAUGUAGGCUGGGAAUGACCAGGAAGGCCACUACAGUAUUAGAAGAGAUGACUGGAAGAGGAUUUUUAGCUGAUACCAUUACUUACAAUGCCCUUAUACGUGGAUAUGGUAUGAGCAGCCAUCUAAAAAGGGCUUUUGCUACACACUCAAAGAUGCUGGCUGAGGGAGUUUCUCCAAAUAUUGAAACGUACAAUAUUCUUUUAGGGGUCCUUUCAGGUGCUGGUUUGAUGACAAAGGCAGAUGAAUUAUUUAGUGAAAUGAAGAACAUAGGCUUUCUUCCUAAUGCUUCCACAUAUGAUAUAUUGGUUUCCGGCUAUGGUAAGAUUGGAAAUAAGAAGGAAGCCAUAAGGCGUUAUUGUGAAAUGGUAAGCAAAAGUUUUGUUCCCAAUACUAGCACCUACAAUGUGCUUAUUAGUGAUUUUGCUAAGGUGGGAAAGAUGAGCCAAGCUAGGGAGCUUAUGAAUGAGAUGCAGGCAAGGGGUGCCUGUCCUAAUUCUUCAACAUACAGCAUACUAAUCUGUGGCUGGUGUAAGCUAUCAAAGCAGCCAGAGGUGGAGAAGAAGUUGCGAAAGUCAUACCGAGCUGAGGCAAAGAGAUUAUUAGCCGAGAUGAAUGAGAAAGGGUAUGUUCCAGGUGAAAGUACCCUUUCAUCUAUCAGUUCUACCUUUGCUAGACCAGGAAAGAAGGCUGAUGCUCAGAGGCUAUUAAAGGAACUGUACAUCAGCAAGAACAUAUGAUACAUGGGCUCUAAAGGAAGAAAACAAGAAAUACCCAUCCUAGGAUAACAUCUUUUCAAUCAAUUCUAUGGCUAGUCCAAUUCUUCAAUUGGAAAACGAGUCCUGAAAUGCUAUUAUAUGCAUUCCCCAUGGAGUGCUAUUGAUGUACUGUUAACAUUUAGCCUCAGUGGCAAAGACUCGACAUGAUGCAUUCAAUGUGUUCAAUUGAAGAAGCUGAUGAAUUCUCGUGCAGUCAUGACAUACACUUCUGUGCAAACUGCUGGUGAUGAGGCAAUUUUGGGAACAAAAUGAUAUUAAAGGCUUCAUGGCUUUCUGCUUUCUACGACAGCGGCACCAUAGAUGUUUUGCAGGAAGUGUUAGUAGUUUGAGAUAAUAAAUGUUGUGGAGUCUGAGAAAUAAGGAGUUUAAUGAUUGAGAGAAAGCGUAAUAUGCUGAGAUCGUGCAGGUGCCAAGUUGUGACAUAAAGGCAAGGAAAUCUCCAAGUCAAUAUAAUGGUUUGUUAGAUAUAGUGAAGUCCAGCAAAGUCAAUUGUUUGGGUGUUAUAGUGAGGGUGGUGAGAGCAAGAUAGUGGUGGUUUGGGUGGGGGUGGUAGUAGCAACAAGGGCAUCAGUGACGGUUGAUUCUGGGCAGUGAUUGCAGGAGUAUGCUGGCAGUGGUGGUGGUGGGUGGUGGGUGUUGGAUGGUGGCAGCAACAAUGAAGGUUGUGGUGAUCAAGGGUUCUGAGGAUGGUGGACGAUGUCAACGUUGUGGUUGCAUUGGUGGGGUGUUGAUGGCAGUGAUGGUGGCUGAGGCAAUGACAUUGAUAACGGUUGAAUUGUGGCGGUAAUAAUGGUGUUGGCAGCGAUGGUAUUAGGUGAUGGUGGUAGUGGAAGUUGGAGUUGGGGCAGCAAUUACUCAGACAAUAGUAGGGUUGGGGAUAGUCAAUUGUUGGAGUGAUGUGGGUGGUGGCGGCAGACAAGCAAGACUGGUUGUGGUGGGUGGUGUUUUAUUUUUAUUUUGUUUUUUUAUGUAGAACUAUCAGUUUUUUUUUUUUUUUUCUGAAACUGUCACUUAAGGUUGUAAAUUUACGAUUUUUUUUUUUGGGGGAAGAAUACUUCAUUUUUAGUUGAUAUCCAAACACUAAACUGCAUAUCAUUUAUUUAAUUUUUCUCUUUAAUGCAUAAAUAAACUUUUUCCUUUUCUAUA
Rosa chinensis is the source of this 4338-nucleotide messenger RNA. RefSeq names its product pentatricopeptide repeat-containing protein At5g14770, mitochondrial. Bases 79 to 3153 code for a protein of 1024 amino acids. Gene Ontology annotation, molecular function: protein binding. The transcript has 4 exons. The record is from RefSeq and is a predicted model, not a curated record. NCBI's taxonomy places the organism in Eukaryota, Viridiplantae, Streptophyta, Magnoliopsida, Rosales, Rosaceae.